Molecule: messenger RNA, 1012 nt
Organism: Parathielavia appendiculata
Lineage: Eukaryota; Fungi; Ascomycota; Sordariomycetes; Sordariales; Chaetomiaceae
Exons: 4
Coding region: 232-711 (159 amino acids)
Biological process (GO): protein phosphorylation
Molecular function (GO): protein kinase activity
Source: RefSeq, a predicted model, not a curated record
CGCAGCAAUGCCAAGAGCCCCCGAGUCCUCCUUACCACUCACAGGUAAUAUGUACACUUCGAAGCUCUGGCUCCUGGCGGCAGUGCCCUCACAAGCUCGGACCAAACGGCCAAACAAACAAAAGAGGCCUGAAAAAGGAGACAGGAUCGUGCCUCACCCUUAUAAUUCCAUCAUUGUCGUCACUUUCAACACCAACUUGUCAGGUCGGAUCACUUAACCGAGCGGCUUAAGAUGAAGGACCUCGUCGCGUAUGGCAUCGCGGGGAUGGUCCUUGAUAGCUCAACCGACACGGUCAUAUACGAGCGGUUCAUUCAGCGCGGCGGCCAUAAGGGCAUCCUUUGCUAUCACGGAACAUUUGACUCUGGAAUCCUACUAGAACAUGCUUCGCAUGGCAACAUCCGAUCCUACCUCGAUAACCACCCGCCGAUGAGAAGAGAAAGAUACAGUGGCUCUUACAAGGUUGCGGAAGCUCUUGACUUUGUCCUCCAAUGUGGCGUUAUCCACGGAGACGUCAACGGGUUCAACGUGCUGCUCGAAGGCGCCUUGAUGCGAAACUUGCGGAUUUCGCCGGGAUUGUCUGACGGGAUGAUAAUUGACCAUUAUGCAAAGGGGAAGUUUUCUGAAACCGAGUCGCCAGGAGUUGUUGGCAGCAUCAUCACAAAGUGUUGGCGGGAAGAAUACGCAGAAUGCAAACCGGUUGUUCACGAAUAAAAGCCGCUCGGCAGAGCCUCCUCACCUAGAGCGUUGACAGCAUUCGCCCUUCCAUAUACACACCCGCCAACGCCGCACUUGUUCUUGCCGCUGUUGUCGUUGUCGCCGCCUCGGUUCUUGUCAAGCUCAGGUCAUCCAGGCUUCACCAACUGUCAUAAGCAGAGCGAACUUACCUGCGCUGGACAGGCUUUCACGAGAGGCACUUCGGACAAGCUCCAUGCUUAGUACUUGUUCCAAGAGUGAUCACGUUGCCGCUCAAGUCCUCGGCGGGUGUGGGAUCGGUACAACACAUCAAUCGUAG